Molecule: messenger RNA, 1713 nt
Organism: Gadus macrocephalus (Pacific cod)
Lineage: Eukaryota; Metazoa; Chordata; Actinopteri; Gadiformes; Gadidae
Gene: htr6
Product: 5-hydroxytryptamine (serotonin) receptor 6
Exons: 5
Coding region: 1-1713 (570 amino acids)
Biological process (GO): G protein-coupled receptor signaling pathway, coupled to cyclic nucleotide second messenger; chemical synaptic transmission
Cellular component (GO): dendrite; membrane
Molecular function (GO): G protein-coupled serotonin receptor activity; neurotransmitter receptor activity
Source: RefSeq, a predicted model, not a curated record
AUGGUCACGGCUCCACCGAAUGAGCAGCUUCCAAACCGCCCGGCGUCUGUUCGACCCUUCGACGCCACGCCUCGAUGUGUCACCCGCCAGUCGUCGCGGCGACACGCCGGCGAGCUGAGAGCCCCCAGCGAGCGGCAGAGCGGCUCAGUGUCUCCGCGCCCGAGAGCAGGCAGAGCAGGCAGCGACACCGGCCAGCAGCAUGGGGCCACGGAGCGCGCCGCGCGGGUGAGAGCUCCCCGACGCCUGGGGGCAAAGGAGGAAGAGGAGGAGGAGGAGGAGGACAACCCCCUGUGGAGCGCGACCCCCCCCAAUCCCCCCGCCCAUGCCCUAACUUUGUCACCCUUUGAUCGCCGCGGCAACCGUCUCUCAUCCUCCUUCCGGCUCGGCUCCGACGGCCCCCCGAGGCCAGGCAUGGACCCCGGCGGCCCGUCGGAGAGCCAGAACGCCAGCUUCCCGCCCUCCGUCGCCGGCGGUGUGGCGGCGGGCGCGGGCGGCGGCGGCGGCGCCUGGGGCGUCACGGGCAGCGGCCCCUGGCUGCUGGCCUUCAUGCUGGGCGCCAUCAUCCUCGUGACGACGUGCGGCAACGUGCUGCUCAUCGCCCUGGUGCUGGCCCACCGCGCGCUGCGCUGCACCUCCAACUGCUUCCUGGUCUCGCUCUUCCUGUCCGACCUGAUGGUGGCGCUGGUGGUGAUGCCGCCCGCCAUGCUCAACGUGCUGUGCGGCGGCUGGGUGCUGUGGCCCGCCUUCUGCCCCGUGUGGCUCUGCUUCGACGUCAUGUGCUGCAGCGCCUCCAUCCUGAACCUGUGCGUCAUCAGCCUGGACCGCUACCUGCUCAUCAUCUCGCCGCUGCGCUACAAGCAGCGCAUGACGCCGCCGCACGCCCUGCUGCUGGUGGCCGCCGCCUGGGGGCUGGCCGCGCUCGCCUCCUUCCUGCCCAUCGAGAUGAGGUGGCACAGCCUGGGCCACGGGGGAGGAGGAGUCGGUGGUGGAGGACACCACCUGCCGACGCACGGGGUGCUGGGCGGCGGCGAAGGGGGCAACGCCAGCCUGUCGUCGUACGGCUCCCCGGCGCCGUACCCGCCGCCCUAUUUCCAGCCGGCGGGGGGCCCCGGGGCCCCGGCCUUCCAGUGCCGGCUGCAGGUCACGCUGCCCUUCGCGCUGGUGGCGUCGGUGCUCACCUUCUUCCUGCCGUCCGGCGCCAUCUGCUUCACCUACUGCCGCAUCCUGCUGGCCGCGCGCCGGCAGGCCCGCCGCGUGGCCGCCCUCAGCCACCCCCCGCUGCCCCACCAGUACCUGGGGGCGCCGUCGCGCCCGCCGUCCCCGGGGCCCGCCGCCGGGGCCCUCAGGGGCCCGCCGCAGGAGGGGGACGACUACAGCCACCAGGAGCCCACCGCCUCCUGCAGCGCGCCGCUGUCGGUGAACAGCGAGCGGCGCCAGGCCCACCGACAGGGCCGGCGCGCCCUGAAGGCCAGCCUGACGCUGGGGGUCCUGCUGGGGCUGUUCUUCGGCGCCUGGCUGCCCUUCUUCAUCACCAACAUGGCCGAGGUCAGUGGGGGGUCAGGGGGUCAGGGCGCGGGCAUCGGGCGGACGGGGACCAUCAUCGUCAUCGACAUUCUCAUCGACGUCAUCAAUCGCCAAGGUGGGAGCCUAACGCGCGGCUCUCUGGGAUGGUCGCCGACCGUAGAGACGGUGGCAGUCUCCGUGGGGACAUGA